Molecule: messenger RNA, 744 nt
Organism: Emys orbicularis (European pond turtle)
Lineage: Eukaryota; Metazoa; Chordata; Testudines; Emydidae
Product: serine protease 1-like
Exons: 5
Coding region: 1-744 (247 amino acids)
Biological process (GO): proteolysis
Molecular function (GO): serine-type endopeptidase activity
Source: RefSeq, a predicted model, not a curated record
AUGACAAUGUGGCUCGUGAUGGCGUUGCUUGCGGUGGCAGCUGCUGCCCCACAGGGAGUAGACAAGAUAAUUGGGGGAUACGAGUGCAGCCCCCAUUCACAGCCCUGGCAGGUUUCCCUGAACAUUGGGUACCAUUUCUGUGGCGGAUCCCUCAUCGCGGACCAGUGGGUGGUGUCAGCUGCCCACUGCUGCCCUGACUCCAUGCAGGUGAUCCUGGGAGACCACAACAUCCAGGUCUUUGAACACACCGAGCACCUGAUGCGCAUCGAGACCAUUGUGUUGCACCCCAGCUAUGACGAGCAGACACUGGACCACGACAUCAUGCUCAUCAAGCUGGCCCACCGCAUCCAGCUGGAUGCCUACGUGCGACCCGUUCCCCUGCCGACCGCCUGCCCAGAGGUUGGGUCUCUCUGCAUGGUGUCAGGAUGGGGUAACAUCCUCAGCGAUGGCUGUGAGUUCCCUCUCGCCAAGAACCUGCAGUGUGUCGAAGUUCCCAUUGUGAGCGACCAGGUGUGUGAGCGCUCCUACCCCGGGAUGAUCACCAGCACCAUGAUGUGCGCUGGGUACCCGGAAGGAGGCAAGGAUGCAUGCCAGGGAGAUGCUGGUGGACCUCUGGUCUGCAACGGGGAGUUGCAGGGCAUCAUGUCCUGGGGAUUUGGCUGGGCCCAAAAGGAUCACCCUAGCAUCUACACCAAGAUCUGCUCUGUGCUGUCCUGGAUCAAGAGCACCAUGGCCGCUAACUGA